UCGCUGUCGAGACGCUGAUGCCACCGUCCGGCAUCUUGUGCGCGUUUAAUCAAGGGGUCCCUGUCUGGUUUGUGUUGAACUCUGUAGUCGACAAUGUUUGCUUUAAGAUCACUAGCAUUUAAAUCGGUUCCGUUCCUAGGGAAAUCACAGUUGGUAAACUCGGGGCUUCACACGAGUGCGAGUUGGAGCGGUGCGAAAGUUGCAGUUGUGCUGUCUGGCUGUGGUGUGUAUGACGGAACAGAAAUCCAUGAAGCAUCAGCGAUUCUGGUGCACCUGAGCAGGGGCGGGGCCGAGGUCCAGAUGUACGCCCCUGACGUGUCCCAGAUGCAUGUAAUCGACCACGGGAAGGGAGUGCCAGCUGAGAACGAGUCCAGGAACGUCUUAUCAGAGUCUGCACGCAUCGCUAGGGGCAACAUCACAGAUCUCGUCAAACUCAGCGUCAGCGACCAUGACGCCAUCAUCUUCCCAGGGGGCUUUGGGGCGGCAAAAAACCUGUCGACUUUUGCCGUGGACGGUCCAGACUGCAAGAUCAACGCAGAUGUGGAGCGUGUCCUGAAGGACUUUCAUAAGGCAGGCAAACCUAUCGGGUUGUGCUGUAUCUCUCCUGUGUUGGCUGCCAAGCUGCUUCCUGGGGUAGAGGUGACGGUGGGGCACGAAGAGGAGAAGGGGGGCAAGUGGCCCUAUGCUGGCACUGCUGGGGCUAUUAAGGCUCUGGGAGCCAAGCACAUCGUCAAGGAGGUCACCGAGGCCCACGUAGACCAGAAGAACAAGGUGGUGACAUCACCAGCCUUCAUGUGUGAGACCCAGCUGCACCUGAUCUUCGACGGCAUUGGAGCCAUGGUAACCAACGUCCUCAAACUCAGUGGAAAGUGAAAGAGCAGAACCGUUUAUACCUAAACAUCAUAGCAAAUAGCAAUGUUGUCCACCACAAAUCCACUUCACCACUAAACUAUAUCGAAGGAGUGUGCUCGUUAUGUUUCAUUUCUUUAGAUAGUUCUAUGUUGUUUUACAGCUCUCAACAAAGUAUUCGUCAAAAGCUUUUGAUUUUUAUUAAAUGGUGCCAGUAUUCAGUAAAAGUAAUUAUUUUGUAUGUUUUUGCAGGACAUAUAGAGAAUAUGAAUUUAUUAUAAUAAUAAACAACUUUAUUCUGCUAACUGCAUACAGGUACGUUUCCCUGUUAUAGGAAUGGAGUUGUAGAGUUGUAAUUUAGAGAAGUGCUGCUACUUCCUGUAUUGUCCAGCAGAGGGCGCUAACAGGCCACUGGCCACUCGGUUCCAAUGCGAAUGUGUUGAGAUUCCCCCUCUCUCUCUCAUUCAAAGAUUCAGAGCAGGUGUAAGAAUUUAUUAUCUCUAAAAUCAUCUGUGUUUCCAGGCGAAUAAGCUAUAAAUAUCUCAACUGCUGAAAUCAGAUUAAAAAAAAUAAAAUUUAAAAAGCAUUUCAUUCAGACUUGAGAGGACUUGCGCUAAGGAAAGGCAAUGUUUAGGGAAUGGCUUUAUUUACCUGGAGUCAUGUAUAUUGUCAUUGAACUCAUGUCUGUUGAAUAAAGAGAUGUCAGUGAACUCAUCAUGUCUGUGGAAUAAAGAGAUGUCAGUGUA
Salmo salar (Atlantic salmon) is the source of this 1595-nucleotide messenger RNA. Lineage: Eukaryota; Metazoa; Chordata; Actinopteri; Salmoniformes; Salmonidae. The record is from RefSeq and is a predicted model, not a curated record.